This is a messenger RNA of Durio zibethinus, 2993 nucleotides long. The record is from RefSeq and is a predicted model, not a curated record. Lineage: Eukaryota; Viridiplantae; Streptophyta; Magnoliopsida; Malvales; Malvaceae.
ACCUUAUCAAAUAUCGCAGAAACGCUUCAAUCAGUAAGGUUAGAAUGGGGAAUUGUGUCACGAAAAGAGGCCGUUCCCGAACUCUGCAACAAAUCCGACCUUUUUUCACGUAUUACGUCCCAGUUAACUAUUCUGAAUCGAUUCAUGUUACCAUCAUCAAUACUAUUACAAUGAUUUUCUCCAGAAUUGUUCGCACUCUCUCCCGCUCUUCUCGCUCCACUUUCCAAACAAAUUUAUUAUCGAGAAAUCUGUUAUCGAGCGAAUCGCAUGUCCCUAGGCCUGUAGGAAAUGCGUUGAUUUCACGCGUCAAUCAAGGUUUAGGGCUUGUAAGGGGUUAUUUUGCACCAGCUGGAACUGGGAAGCAGCUCGUUUCAAGUACGCCAUUGUCGAAUUUGGAUUCGAUUCUAGCAAACCCUAGGAUUAGGCGGUUUUUCUCCAGUGAAGGACCCAAGAAAAGAAAAUAUGAAAAUUACUACCCAAAGAACAAGAAGGGUAUUGCUAAUGAACAGAAAUCUGGAUCCAAAGAGGAUUCUGAUCCUGGCAAUUCCCAGAACAUUGCAAAGUUGAUGCAGCAUAUGGUCACUGCUUUAUUGUUGGUUGGGUUUUUGUACUCGACAUUUUCAGGUCCUCAUGAUCAGAAGGAGAUUAGUUUCCAAGAGUUCAAAAAUAAACUCCUGGAACCUGGCUUGGUGGAAAAAAUUGUUGUUUCAAAUAAAUCUGUUGCAAAAGUUUAUGUGAGGAGGUCACCACACAAUGCAAAUCAAACCAUUGAUGAUGCUAUAGAAGCUUCAACAAAUGAAGCCUCUGCAGGAAGAAAGAUAAGCCAAUAUAAGUACUACUUUAACAUAGGGAGUGUUGAAUCCUUCGAGGAGAAGCUAGAGAAAGCCCAAGAAGCAUUGGGGCUAGAUCCUCAUGAUCAUGUUCCUGUAACUUAUGUGAGUGAAGUGAACUGGUACCAAGAGUUGAUGCGCUUUGGACUGACAGUCUUGCUCUUAGGGUCCUUAUGGUUUAUGGGGAGAAAAAUACGAAGUGGAUUUGGAGUUGGUGGUUCUGGGGGCCGAGGUGGUCUUGGAAUAUUCAAUAUGGGAAAGGCGCAUAUUACAAAAAUGGACAAGAAUACAAAGAACAAGGUCUUUUUUAAAGAUGUUGCUGGUUGUGAUGAGGCAAAGCAAGAAAUUAUGGAGUUUGUGCACUUCUUAAAGAACCCAAAGAAAUAUGAGGAAUUGGGAGCUAAAAUUCCCAAAGGUGCACUUCUUGUUGGUCCUCCUGGCACAGGGAAGACACUUCUUGCAAAGGCAACUGCUGCUGAAUCUGGGGUGCCUUUCCUCUCUAUGUCUGGAUCAGAUUUUAUGGAAAUGUUUGUUGGUGUUGGGCCGUCAAGAGUGAGAAGCUUAUUUCAAGAGGCAAGGCAACAUGCCCCUAGUAUCGUAUUUAUUGAUGAGAUUGAUGCAAUAGGUAGAGCAAGGGGCCGUGGAGGCUUUUCACGUGGCAAUGCUGAACGCGAAAGUACUCUUAAUCAGUUGCUUGUAGAAAUGGAUGGAUUUGGAACAACUUCUGGAGUCGUUGUGCUUGCUGGCACAAAUAGGCCUGAUAUUUUAGACAGAGCCCUGUUGAGACCUGGUCGGUUUGAUCGUCAAAUUACAAUUGACAAACCUGACAUUAACGGUCGUGACCAAAUCUUUCAAAUAUACUUGAAGAAACUAAAACUGGAUAAUGAGCCAUCUUCUUACUCUCAGCGACUUGCUGCUCUAACCCCAGGUUUUGCUGGAGCCGACAUUGCAAAUGUUUGCAAUGAAGCAGCAUUGAUUGCUGCAAGGAAUGAAAGUGCAGUGAUAACCAUGGAACAUUUUGAGGCAGCCAUAGACAGGGUGAUAGGUGGUUUAGAAAAGAAGAACAAGGCUAUAAGCAUGUUAGAAAGGAGAACUGUUGCUUACCAUGAAUCAGGCCAUGCUGUUGCUGGUUGGUUCUUGGAAUAUGCAGAACCAUUGCUUAAAGUAACAAUUGUUCCUCGUGGUACUGCAGCACUGGGGUUUGCUCAGUAUGUUCCCAAUGAAAAUCUCCUGAUGACCAAAGAGCAGCUUUUUGAUAUGACUUGCAUGACGCUAGGUGGUCGAGCUGCAGAGCAGGUUAUGUUGAGGAAGAUUUCAACUGGAGCUCAGAAUGACUUAGAGAAAGUAACCAAGAUGACCUAUGCCCAGGUGGCAGUGUAUGGUUUUAGUGACAAGGUUGGUCUUCUUUCUUUCCCUCAAAGGGAUGAUGCAUUUGAGAUGACCAAGCCUUAUAGUAGCAAGACCGGUGCAAUUAUUGACAGUGAAGUGAGAGAGUGGGUGGGUAAGGCAUAUGAACGAACGGUGCAGCUGAUAGAGGAGCACAAAGAGCAUGUGGCUCAGAUUGCAGGAUUGCUUAUAGAGAGAGAGGUCCUUCACCAAGAGGACUUGGUUAAGAUACUGGGGGAACGUCCAUUUAAAUCAAGUGAGCCCACUAAUUAUGAUAGGUUUAAGCAAGGGUUCCAAGAAGAGUACAAGGAAUCCAAGGAGGCAACGGAGGGCAAAAUUGUGGUGGAUGAUGGUUCAACACCCUUGGAACCUGAGGUUGCGCCUGCAUAAUUUUCUAACAUUAUAGGUUAAUUUGCUCAUUUUGCGUCCCCUUCUUAUCCAAACUGAACUCUAAGCAGUAAAAUGGAAAACAAAAUGCCUAAUCUGAAAAUGAAAUGUUCUUUCUGGAAUUCUUUGAUAUAUCAAGAGGCAUCUCGCAAUUUGCAAAGCGAAAGUGAAUUUUCGAUAUAAGCCUACGGAGCUCAAUGGAGUAGUAGCUUGUUAUUUUAAGAAUUUGUCCUGGCCAAAUUAACAAAUGAAAGGACUGAUUGUCUGAUUCUACUUUCUGUCUCAGGCUCUCAGCCUAAUGACCUUUUAGGUAUAGUCAUACAUGAUUGAUUCAGAGAAAGAAAAUGAUUGAAAAACUCCAAAUAAGCGAAUGGACAGCGGUGAUUGCAU